AUGAGUUUCGUACCCGUUAACCCGCGGCCGAUGCUGCAGGACCUCGUCAACAAGCCAGUUUUCGUCCGCUUGAAGUGGGGUCAGGUUGAGUACAAGGGCACACUCGUCUCUGUCGACAGCUACAUGAAUCUGCAGUUGUCCGGCACCGAGGAAUAUGUUUCCGACAAACCAACUGGUCUGCUGGGACAAGUACUGAUCAGAUGUAACAAUGUGCUCUGGGUUCGUGGUGCGGACGACUCCAAGGACGCUGCCAUGUCGGGUUAA
Messenger RNA from Pochonia chlamydosporia 170, 264 nucleotides. Its product is annotated as small nuclear ribonucleoprotein SmF. Gene Ontology annotation, molecular function: RNA binding. The transcript is spliced from 2 exons. The coding region runs from base 1 to 264 and encodes 87 amino acids. Lineage: Eukaryota; Fungi; Ascomycota; Sordariomycetes; Hypocreales; Clavicipitaceae. The record is from RefSeq and is a predicted model, not a curated record. Gene Ontology annotation, cellular component: catalytic step 2 spliceosome; U1 snRNP. Gene Ontology annotation, biological process: mRNA splicing, via spliceosome; spliceosomal snRNP assembly.